This is a messenger RNA of Sycon ciliatum, 1110 nucleotides long. RefSeq lists its product as uncharacterized. The coding region runs from base 110 to 745 and encodes 211 amino acids. The transcript has 5 exons. The record is from RefSeq and is a predicted model, not a curated record. Lineage: Eukaryota; Metazoa; Porifera; Calcarea; Leucosolenida; Sycettidae.
UGAACUGAUACUAGUAUCAGACUCGUAGCGAGCAAGAACGUUGACAAAUUUCGUCCAGCUAACAUAUUGAACCCCCUUUGUUCCUUCAUCUCCUCGCACCUAUUUCACUAUGGCAUAUUCAUCCGUUAUGCUGCCUGUAGCCGUCUUGUUAGUUAGCGUCUUUGGAAUGUCACAUGCUCUAGACGCCGACAAAGCUAUUUGCCAGGCAACUGGUCAUGCCUAUAGCCAGGUUACGCUGACCAGAACGUUCGUGUGCGAGGCCAAGGAUGCUUACAGAAAGCUGCCUUCAGUUUCGAUCGCAACGCAGAUAUAUAUGCCACGCGGAUCAGUUACACCAGCCGAACUACAAACCCAACCGUUGCUGGCUCAGUACAGCGCGAUUCUGUCGGUGCUCAAGACCACUCAAGACCGAAACUACUACGGCGUAGCCAAUACCUAUAAGGCUAUCCUGAACGCCGCACCUAACGUCGCUGACAAUGGUCCCUUCACGAAAAUUGGAGGCGAAAUGGCUGAUAUUCAAAAAUCACUCAACAACAUGAUGACCCUAGUCCCCGGCUUCAGCUUCCAAUACACGCAAUCACUACAGCGUCGUCGGUACCCUCGGCCAAUGUCCUCUUACAAGAACCUUGCGAGAUACCACUACGAUCUGCAAUGCUGGAACUUGGGCAUGCUGGAAGCAACUUGCUUGACGUUGGGUGACAUACGCAUAACCCUUCAGAACGCAUUGAACACCUACUGCACCUAACCGCCCGAGGCCGCUGAGACACUUUCUUUGUCAAGCCUUUCGCUUGCGCUUGCCGACGCAACCUGUCAGCAGAUUCUUUCCAACACGUUGGAGAGAUGGCUGCAUGCACCGCCACAGGAUCAUCUCCCGUUAGAAUGGUUGUUAUGUGUAGUUUGUUGAUCUUGUGUCUUUCUCAUACACUGUUACAGUGCAAUUGCCUUCUUUCUGUUUUGGUAGUAUCGUUUACCCUCUCCACUUUACUGGUGCAUGUUUAUGCGCCAUUCAAGUUCUACAAUGGAGAACUGGAAUGCCUCCUUUACAUGUAACUUUCAGAUUCCUUUAUAUGAUUUCUGCGGCGGAAGAAAGGAAGUGUUCUCGAAUCCCAA